This is a messenger RNA of Nilaparvata lugens (brown planthopper), 324 nucleotides long. Its product is annotated as protein FMC1 homolog. NCBI's taxonomy places the organism in Eukaryota, Metazoa, Arthropoda, Insecta, Hemiptera, Delphacidae. The coding region runs from base 1 to 324 and encodes 107 amino acids. The transcript has a single exon. The record is from RefSeq and is a predicted model, not a curated record. Gene Ontology annotation, cellular component: mitochondrion.
AUGAGUGCCCUAACUAAGAAAAGCGUUCUUUUGGGCUUGAGAGGUUUGAUUUCAGAGUUGAGAAAGUGCAGUCCAACAGGUAAUAUGAAGGAGUCGCUUGUUAUGACGUACAUCUUCGAGCAAUACCGUAACUUUAAGGUGACGGAUGAACAGCUGUGUAAGGCUCAACAGGAGAUGAACUUCUUGGCACAGUCUUAUCAUUGCUAUUUGAGGAGUCUGAGAGAGUAUGAAGAGCUGCACAGUCAAUAUUUGAGUAAGGGUGAACGCACAGUCAAGCAAACGGCUGACUUGGUUGGCUUCAAACUUCCACAUGAUGCUAAGUAA